Lutra lutra (Eurasian river otter) is the source of this 2233-nucleotide messenger RNA. RefSeq names its product tachykinin receptor 3 (gene TACR3). The transcript is spliced from 5 exons. Gene Ontology annotation, molecular function: tachykinin receptor activity. The coding region runs from base 58 to 1455 and encodes 465 amino acids. Gene Ontology annotation, cellular component: sperm midpiece; plasma membrane. Gene Ontology annotation, biological process: G protein-coupled receptor signaling pathway; positive regulation of flagellated sperm motility. The record is from RefSeq and is a predicted model, not a curated record. Lineage: Eukaryota; Metazoa; Chordata; Mammalia; Carnivora; Mustelidae.
GGCUCCGGCUGGCUGGCGGCGGUGAGUGGGGAGGUCUGGGGCUGCAGACUUGCGGCGAUGGGCUCUCUCUCCGCAACCGCGAACUGGACCAGCGGUGCGGGCAUGGCCAGCGCGAACGCCGGGAACCGGAGUGCAGCGCUCGCCGCAGGAGUGGCGGCAGGGGCGACUGAGACUGAGUGGCUGCACCUGCUAGUCCAAGCCGGCAACCUCUCCGCCUCCUCCUCCGAGCCGAGACUGCCCGCAGCCUCCCCGGAGCCUACACAGCCCCAAGCCAACCUCACCAACCAGUUCGUGCAGCCGUCCUGGCGCAUCGCCCUCUGGUCCCUGGCAUACGGCGUGGUGGUGGCCGUGGCGGUCUUCGGGAAUCUCAUCGUCAUCUGGAUCAUCCUGGCCCACAAGCGCAUGAGGACUGUCACCAACUACUUCCUCGUGAACCUGGCUUUCUCUGACGCCUCCAUGGCUGCCUUCAACACCUUAGUCAACUUCAUCUAUGCGCUUCACAGCGAGUGGUACUUCGGUGCCAACUACUGUCGCUUCCAGAACUUCUUUCCUAUCACGGCAGUGUUCGCCAGCAUCUACUCUAUGACGGCCAUUGCGGUGGACAGGUAUAUGGCCAUUAUUGAUCCCUUGAAACCCAGACUGUCUGCCACAGCAACCAAGAUCGUCAUUGGAAGUAUUUGGAUUCUAGCAUUCCUACUUGCCUUCCCUCAGUGUCUUUACUCCAAAAUUAAAGUCAUGCCAGGCCGUACUCUUUGCUAUGUGCAAUGGCCAGAAGGUCCCAAACAACAUUUCAUUUACCAUAUUAUUGUCAUUAUACUGGUGUACUGCUUUCCAUUGCUCGUCAUGGGUGUCACAUACACCAUUGUUGGAAUUACUCUCUGGGGAGGAGAGAUCCCAGGAGAUACCUGUGACAAAUAUCAUGAGCAGCUAAAGGCUAAAAGAAAGGUUGUAAAAAUGAUGAUAAUUGUUGUGGUGACAUUUGCCAUCUGCUGGCUGCCUUAUCAUAUUUACUUCAUCCUCACUGCAGUCUAUCAACAGCUAAAUAGGUGGAAAUACAUCCAGCAGGUCUACCUGGCCAGCUUUUGGCUGGCAAUGAGCUCGACCAUGUACAACCCCAUCAUCUACUGCUGUCUGAAUAAAAGAUUUCGAGCUGGCUUCAAAAGAGCCUUCCGCUGGUGUCCUUUCAUUGAGGUUUCUAGCUAUGAGGAGCUGGAACUCAAGACCACCAGGUUUCUCCCCACUCGGCAAAGCAGCCUGUACACGGUGACCAGGAUGGAGUCCAUGACAGUGGAGUUUGAGCCCAGUGAGGCAGACAACACCAAAUCCAGCCGGAAGAAAAGAGCCACUCCCAGAGAUCCGAGCUUCAGUGGUUGCUCCCGCAGGAAUUCCAAAUCUGCCUCCACCACGUCAAGUUUCAUAAAUUCGCCCUAUACCUCUGUGGAUGAACAUUCCUAAAUUCAUUUCAUAAACAGGCAGAUUAUAAAAUUUAGGCCUUAUUCUCCUGUUUAGAAGUCCUGUCCUACCUACUCUCUGGAAACAGAGGGCAAUUUUGGGCAGCCGGGCUUCAACUGAGGACGGUAGAAUAGAAAUGUAACAAAGACACUAUUAAGAUAUUUGACCCCUCAAAAAUUAAAUGAGCCAUCCAUUUAUUCUUUGAAAACUCUAAAUUAUUACAUCAACAAACUAAAAAUAGAUUUGAAAUAUCCUUCUAAAGUUUUACUCAUUUAAAAAUUGCAAUUAUAUAUUUACGACACAAAGUAACAUAUGAUUUUUCCAAGAGAUUAAAAAGCUUUAAAAAUAAAAUGUUGUGAGUGAACAAAAACAAAAUCUAUAUAAAUGAAACAUUUUCAUCAAUAGCUAUAAAACAGGAAAAAAAAAUGACUCAUCUUCCCACUAGAAUGAAGGAAAAUCGCCUCGAAGAAUAGGAAUUAGUGAAAUUUUGCUCAAAUGAACUCACUUUGUAGAAUGAAAAAUUUUAAAGAUUUAAAGAUUUUUCUCCAUGAAAUGUAAUUGGAAAGGAAAUCUAAUAAAAUUAUUAGACAGCUGUACAUGUCAUUCUCUUUAUUAUUUUCUCUGACAAAAUGGCUUCAAAAGAAAAAAAAAUAAUCCUUUACUUUUUGACCUUUAUAUAAAGUACCAAGCUAAGAAAUAGUCCAAGUUAGGACUACUUUGUCCUUAAAAGGACAAAGCAAACUCCUAUGAUCCUCUUUACUUUAUUUUUUUUAUAAUCAUU